AUGGUCAGAGCAAGUGGCUAUCUUGGUGGACACCAUAUCAAGGCUGCUGUCGAGAGUGGCUUCAAAGUGCGGGCAGUAGCCAGGUCGAAGUCCUCGGCGCAGAAGAUUCAGGCAUAUUUUCCUCAUUACAUGGGCCAACUGUCGUACAUUAUUGUACCCGACAUCACGAAGGUGGAUGCCUACGAGCAGGCCUUCAGCGACGUCACAGGCAUCAUGCACUCGGCCUCCCCAUUUCUCCUAGGGCCCAAAGACAUUAUCAAGGGUCUACUGGAACCAGCGAUCCACGGCUCCAUCGCUAUACUAGAGGCGGCUUAG
This is a messenger RNA of Neoarthrinium moseri, 315 nucleotides long. RefSeq lists its product as uncharacterized. The transcript is spliced from 2 exons. The record is from RefSeq and is a predicted model, not a curated record. The coding region runs from base 1 to 315 and encodes 104 amino acids. Lineage: Eukaryota; Fungi; Ascomycota; Sordariomycetes; Amphisphaeriales; Apiosporaceae.